Molecule: messenger RNA, 1815 nt
Organism: Candida tropicalis MYA-3404
Lineage: Eukaryota; Fungi; Ascomycota; Pichiomycetes; Serinales; Debaryomycetaceae
Gene: GYP5
Product: Gyp5p
Exons: 1
Coding region: 1-1815 (604 amino acids)
Source: RefSeq, a predicted model, not a curated record
AUGACUGACACAACCACCACUGCUUCCACUUCACCUCGAACUACUGAAACUACUGAAACUACAACAUCACCCGAAUCAACUUCUCCAAAAUUACCAAACAGAAAAUCUAUCCAGGUAUGCAUAAGAUUAGAUGAAAAUCCUCAUGCCGAUAUAAUCCCACCUUCAAGUAAAUCGAUCCAGGAUUUGAAUUCCUUAACUCAAACAUACGAUAAAUCUACUACAAAUUAUCUUUUACAAUCGAAACAUAAUCAAUUAAAUUUAAAGUUUGAACAAAAACCCGCCCAAACUAAAGAAUCCAUAAAUUCCAGUGCAGAGACAUUCAAGAAAACAUUUCAAGAUAUCAAGACUAUAGCUGAUGGAUUUGGAGGAAGUAAUGUCUUUGGACAAACUAUAGAUUGGGAUUUUUGGAGUAACGUGGUAAAUGAUUAUGAUAAUGUCGUUAAUACUCAACUGGAUGAAUUGAACCUAAAGAUAAAUUCAGGUAUACCUAAAGAAUUCAGAGGUAUUAUUUGGCAGUUAGUAUCUAAAUCAAAACAAAAUUCCAUGGAAGAUUUUUAUAGACAAUUAAAAUUGGAAAGUUCCAUACAUGAAAAGGCUAUCAAGAGAGAUUUAACCAGAACAAGUUUUUUCACUCAAGUUGAUGCUGUUAAUAAAAGUGAUGAACUAUUUAAUGUCAUUAAAGCUUAUAGUUUAUAUGAUCCGGAUGUUGGAUAUACUCAAGGGAUGAUUUUCAUUGCCGUACCAUUAAUUAUGAAUAUGAAUGAAUCUGAAUGUUUUUGUUUAUUGGUGACAUUGAUGAAAGAGUACGGUUUAAGAGAGUUGUUUUGUCCAGAAAUGAAAGGUUUGCACGUUUUAUUGUAUGAGUUUGAUCGAUUAUUGGAAAGUUAUUCUCCUGUGUUGUAUAAUCAUUUAGUUAAACAAGGAAUCAAGAGUUCAAUGUAUGCUAGUCAAUGGUUUCUUACAUUCUUUGCUUAUAAAUUCCCAUUGGAUAUUGUGUUGAGAAUCUAUGAUAUCAUUGUCACUCAAGGUAUGGAAUCAAUUUUGAAAUUUGCAGUUAAUCUCAUGGUCCUGAAUGAAACCAGUUUAUUGAAUUUAUCGUUUGACAAGUUGUUGGAAUUUUUAAAGGAUAAAUUAUUUAAUAUUUACAUCGAUGAUGCAUUUAUCAAGGACGAGUUGGCUUCUCCUGGUUCGGCUAAGAAGACUAGAUUUUCCUUGUCUAGAAGAGCAAGUAAUAUGAGUGGUAUGUCAAAUCCCUCGUCAUAUUAUAAAUUAGAUUCUUUAGUUGAAGACUCCAUGAAGAUAAAUCUUGAUCCUGUUGAGUUAACCAAAUACGAAAAGGAAUUUGAAAGUAUUUAUAACAAAGAGCGUGCCAAGGUUGAUGAUAUCAAAUCAAUGAAAUUAUCCAAUGGUAAUUUACGUAACAAGAUCAAAACAUUACAAACUCAAUACACUGACUUGAAUAAGAAUCACAUUGAUAUUGUACAAAAAAUGAUUGAUUUGAAAAUAACAUUACCAGAACUACUCAAUGAAAAUGAUGAAUUAUCUCAAUCAAUAGACAAACUAACUAAAGAUAUUGAAGAAUUGGAAAAUAAAAGACAGGAAAAGAGCAAUGACGGGGAUACAGAACACCAUCAAGAAGUAUUGCCAACGUCAAUUGAAGACGAAAUUCAAAAAUUGUUGAUUAUAAAUGCAGAAAAGGUUGAAAAAUCCGUUCUUUUAGAAGAUGAGUUGAGUCAAUUAUUAGAAGAAGAAGAACAAUUGAAUAAAGAAUUGAAAAGCCUUAAUAGAAAUAGUAAAUGGUUUAAUUGGAAUUAA